This is a messenger RNA of Vitis riparia (riverbank grape), 861 nucleotides long. Its product is annotated as protein PELPK1-like. The record is from RefSeq and is a predicted model, not a curated record. The coding region runs from base 1 to 861 and encodes 286 amino acids. NCBI's taxonomy places the organism in Eukaryota, Viridiplantae, Streptophyta, Magnoliopsida, Vitales, Vitaceae. The transcript is spliced from 3 exons.
AUGGCUCAUCACCAUGAACCAUCCAUUCUGUUGCCUCUACUGCUCAUCACUCUGUCCCUAAUGAGUGGCAAAGAAGUUCUUGCAUCUCGUCACCUUGUCGAAACCACAUUGCCUACGGUUCCUGAGCUUCCUAAGGUGGAAUUACCACCUCUUCCUACACUGCCUACUUUGCCUAAAUUUGAACUUCCACCUCUGCCUCAUGUCCCAACUCUAGAAGAGCCCCAGCUGCCAACUUUGCCCAAGCCUGAAUUGCCAACCGUUCCACAUGUCCCAGCUUUGGAGAAGCCUGAACUGCCAGAAUUGCCUAAUAGCCCAUGGGUGAGUCCUACUCAAGUUGUGCCAAAAAAGUCUGGGAUCACGGUGGUGCAAAAUGAUAAGGGAGAAGAUGUCUCUACACGCCUCACUACAGGUUGGAAGGUGUGUAUCGAUUACAGGAGGUUGAAUGUGGUGAUAAGGAAGGACCAUUUCCCAUUGCCCUUUAUUGAUCAGGCAGUGGAGGCCCCGAGGAUUCCAUCUUUCGAAGGUGGAGAGGCCACUAGACCUUCCUCACCUACUUUUCAGCGCAAGUAUGAGACAAAGAGACCACCUACUACCCCAAGGGCGACUACUUCACGCCCCGAGAGUUUAGUACGGCGCCCUGAGGCCAAGAGAGCCAAGACUUCAGGUCCCGGGGAGUCAUCUAGAGCUUCUAAGCCUUCGAAAGAUUCUGAGUUACCUUCUGACAUGUCACUAGAGUCGAUUAUCAGACGUCCGAUGGUCACCACACUGCCCAUUGAGGGCAACUCAAAUUAUAGAGCAAGACCCUUCCACUCAAAGCUAUAUUUUGAUCAGAAGGCCAUGCGACAGAAGCUUGAGCUCUAA